CUGAAUUUUACACGGUUUCUCCUAUUCAAAUUGAGAAUGCCAAGAAAAAAAAAAUCUAUUCCUAUAAAAUAGAAAAAAUAGGUUUGCCAAAUUAAUCACUAUUUGAAAUAGCUUCUAAACAUUGCAUUGCGUUAAGUGGAAGAUGGGAGUUUUGGUUGGUUAUCUAGACACAAUUUUAGUGCCAUUUAGCCUCUUGCUUACUGUGGGUUACCAUGCAUAUUUAUGGUAUACCUUCAAGACCAAGCCCUCUCGUACCACCAUCAAUGUUGGAAUAGAGUCCCAUAGAAGAACAUGGUUUUCAGACAUAAAGAAGCUAGGAGACGGUAAGAAGGGCAUGUUGGCAGUCCAAAGCUUGAGGAACUCCCAAAUGGUGAUAAUCUUAACAGCUUCAAUUGCAAUCAUUUUCAACAUCUCAUUGGCAGCUCUGACAAACAACGCCUACAACGCAAGCCAUGUCUUUAACUUGGAGCUUUUCGGUUCCAUCUCAGGAGCCACCUUUGCUCUCAAGUUUGGCUCUGCCUCAGUCCUCUUGUUGUCCAGCUUCAUGUGCAGUUCCAUGGCCGUUGCAUAUCUUAUCGAUGCCGUUUUUCUAAUCAAUGCUUCUGUUGAGUUCACAUAUGCUGGGCAUACAAAGAAAGUGCUUGAAACAGGAAACACUUUGGCUCUUAUUGGGAAUCGGCUGCUCUGCAUAGCCUUCCCAAUGGUCCUGUGGAUGUUUGGUCCAGUCCCUGUGGCUGUGUCUUCUGUGGCCUUGGUUUGGUGGUUUUAUGAGCUUGAUUUUGCAGCCAAAAUCACUGAUUUCCAAAAGAAAAGACCCAUUUGAAAGCAAUAUUAUAUAUUAAUUCUAAAUUUAUAACUAUGUAAAACUUAUAGAAAAGGAAAAUUAUCAA
This is a messenger RNA of Ziziphus jujuba (common jujube), 890 nucleotides long. RefSeq lists its product as uncharacterized. The coding region runs from base 143 to 823 and encodes 226 amino acids. The record is from RefSeq and is a predicted model, not a curated record. The transcript has 2 exons. NCBI's taxonomy places the organism in Eukaryota, Viridiplantae, Streptophyta, Magnoliopsida, Rosales, Rhamnaceae.